AUGAAGUCGCUCUCCAUCGCACUCGCGCUCGCUGCGCCAGUCCAGGCUGGUCUGCGUUUUGGAUGCUCAUCAUUGACCACCCAACGUCUCGACCCUGUUGUCGAGCCUGGCAACAACCCCUCAGCCCAUGUCCACCACAUCGUAGGCGGAAAUGCCUUCAACGCCACGAUGACUGGUGAUGUUGGCGCGAGGGCUACCUGCACCACAUGCGAGAUGUCCGAGGACUUCUCAAACUACUGGACUGCGGUGUUAUACUUUAAGCACCCGACCAAUGGUAGCUAUCACCGAGUUCCGGUGACCAACAAUGCUGCUCUGGCACCUGGUACUAAGGGUGGCAUGACUAUUUACUAUACACCGUACGAUUUCACCACCGACAAUUUGAGGAACCAGCCCAUCACGGCUUUCAAGCCGGGUUUCCGUAUGACGGUUGGCAGCCCGACAACAGACACCCUCGAUCAGGCUAAGGGCCACAUUGGUCUGCGAUACAAUUGCCUACAGACCACCCUCAACAGAGGUCCGGAGAUGGUGGACUUCCCCGAUAGGCCCUGCCCGGGCGGUAUCUUCGCUGUUCACCACUUCCCAGCAUGCUGGGAUGGCAAGAACCUUGACAGUCCCGACCACCAGUCCCACAUGUAUAACACCAUCAGGUCUGAUGGCUUCACUAAUGCUCCACCGUGCCCGGCGUCGCACCCUGUUCGGAUGCCCCAAGUAACUUACGAGACCGUUUGGGACACCACCAAGUUCAACAGCAUGUGGCCUUCAGGGACCCCCAACCCAUUCGUGUGGAGUUUCGAAGGAAGCAGUGGAUAUGGCACUCACGCCGACUACAUGUUCGGCUGGAAAGGCGACUCGUUGCAGCGCGCCAUGAACAAGUCCGAAUGCUUCUACGAUGGCUGCGGCUCCAUCACAAAGCAAACCAUGGCGGUGGCCAACCAGUGCACCGUCCCUGACAUGGUCGGCGAGGAAACCGAUGGAUGGCUUGACCACCUUCCGGGCAUGAAGAUGUAA
This is a messenger RNA of Daldinia childiae, 1008 nucleotides long. RefSeq lists its product as uncharacterized. Bases 1 to 1008 code for a protein of 335 amino acids. NCBI's taxonomy places the organism in Eukaryota, Fungi, Ascomycota, Sordariomycetes, Xylariales, Hypoxylaceae. The record is from RefSeq and is a predicted model, not a curated record. The transcript has 4 exons.